AUGCUACAUCGACCUACUCUCAUGUCUCCAUCAAUGAGAUCAUCCUCAAAAUUCAACUUAUCUACUAAUUCACAACAUUCAUCUCAAUCGAUUAAAAUAGAAAGUCCAGAAUUGAUUCAACUUCUUGACUAUGAUGAUGAUGAAAUAGUUAUUGUAGAGCCCACUGAUACAGAUGAAGAUCGUAUGAAACAGGAAGAUACAACAUUUUGA
Molecule: messenger RNA, 210 nt
Organism: Schistosoma rodhaini
Lineage: Eukaryota; Metazoa; Platyhelminthes; Trematoda; Strigeidida; Schistosomatidae
Source: the annotation of a GenBank genome assembly